Chanos chanos (milkfish) is the source of this 1280-nucleotide messenger RNA. RefSeq names its product programmed cell death 10a (gene pdcd10a). The record is from RefSeq and is a predicted model, not a curated record. The coding region runs from base 111 to 743 and encodes 210 amino acids. Gene Ontology annotation, biological process: positive regulation of MAP kinase activity; regulation of Golgi organization. The transcript is spliced from 7 exons. Gene Ontology annotation, molecular function: protein kinase binding. Gene Ontology annotation, cellular component: FAR/SIP/STRIPAK complex. Lineage: Eukaryota; Metazoa; Chordata; Actinopteri; Gonorynchiformes; Chanidae.
ACCGUUUGAGGCCACCCUUCAUCCCUCUCUCCAUCUCCUGAGCGCACUCACCACCGACUGAGUGGGUGAGCGAGUGAGUGACGCACCACCCUACCGCACUCCGUACAAGGAUGACCAUGGAAGAGAUGAAGAACGAAGCAGAGACAAACUCCAUGGUGUCAAUGACACUCUAUGCUGUCAUGUACCCGGUAUUCAAUGAGCUGGAGAGAGUGAACAUGUCUGCGGCACAGACACUAAGAGCUGCGUUUAUAAAAGCUGAGAAGGAGAACCCAGGUCUGACUCAGGACAUCAUCCUCAAGAUUUUGGAGAAGAAGAAUGUGGAAAUUAACUUCACUGAGUCACUGCUGCGAAUGGCUGCUGAUGAUGUCGAAGAAUACAUGAUUGACAGGCCGGAGCCAGAAUUUCAGGACCUGAAUGAAAGGGCUCGGGCACUCAAACAGAUCCUCAGCAAAAUCCCAGACGAGAUCAACGACAGAGUACGCUUUUUACAGACAAUCAAAGACAUUGCAAGUGCCAUAAAGGAGCUGCUGGACACAGUCAACACUGUUUUUAAGAAAUACCAGUAUCAAAACAGAAGGGCAUUGGAGCACCAGAAGAAAGAGUUUGUGAAGUACUCCAAAAGCUUCAGUGACACUCUGAAAACAUACUUCAAAGACGGAAAGGCAGUAAAUGUGUUCAUCAGUGCCAACAGGCUUAUCCACCAGACCAACUUGAUACUGCAGACUUUUAAAACUGUGGCAUAGGACGUUCUCUUUCUCUGUUUUUUCAUUAUUUUUUGAACAUAAAAAUAACCUUUAUAUGAACAAUGUAAAGAUGUUGGACUUGUAUAAUUUAUGAAAAUUUGCCUCACAAGGGGAAACCACUUGAGGCGUAACAGUUUUAAUUUCUCUCUUUUGUUUAAUGGCAAGCUUUGUCUUUCCUCAAAUUCCUUCCUUCUGAGCACUUCACCAUCAUGUUUAUGGACACCAAGACUGUUUUUAUUUUUCUAUGUCUCUUUCUUCUUAUCUCCCGUGACUUGCUUGUCCAUUCUGUCUGAGACAAAAUGUCCCAGCGCGACUCUGAGUCUUAGCGACAACGUCAUGAAAACAUUCCUCGUCUGUUUUGUACACAACUGCAUCUCCCAUUUUUCUUUUUGUCUGUUUUUCCAUGGCUCUGCCUGUCUGUCUGAUGCUCAAUGCUUCAAAGAAUGGGAAAUUAUAAGAUGAUGAUUUUGUUAACUUAAUAACUGUCUAAGCAGAACUGUUCCAAAUAAACACGCUGCACAUGCUGGAAAAGUUUUA